Molecule: messenger RNA, 1947 nt
Organism: Synchiropus splendidus (mandarinfish)
Lineage: Eukaryota; Metazoa; Chordata; Actinopteri; Syngnathiformes; Callionymidae
Gene: fbxo36b
Product: F-box protein 36b
Exons: 5
Coding region: 119-736 (205 amino acids)
Molecular function (GO): protein binding
Source: RefSeq, a predicted model, not a curated record
CACCUGACCAAAUUUCCCUCUCGCAUGAGCGGAGGAGUCCGAGACACCUCGGUUGUCUCACUACAGGAGUUCAGGACCUGACUGCCUGAGGCAGUUGUCAAGGCAACGGGUAACAAACAUGGCGUCUAUGUUGCCAGACCCGCUGUUGGAAAUUGCAGGUCCGGGUGUUGCACCUGACAAGAACUUCUACUGCCUCACUGUCUCUAUGACGGAGGUAAUAUGGAGAUGGUGGAAGAUUUCACCCAGAGUCAUCGACCGGAUGGCCAGACCUGGAGAGAUGAAGGAGAAUCAUGAAGACUUCCUACUGGACAUGCCACUGCACAAUCUCAUCCAGAAGAUAUUUGGAUCAGGAAUCUUGCUGUACGUCAAGGGCCUGUGUGAAGGUUCCUAUGGUUACAUAAAUCAUCUGUCCGACGAGCUUAUCUUGCGGAUACUAAGUUACCUUGAGCUGGAGGACAUCGCUCAGUUUGCUGUGACCUCGCGGAAGUUCAGACGGAUCUGUAUGUCGGAGGAAUUUUGGGAGCUGGUGGCGAGGCAACGCUGCAGCACGCUGCCCCUGGACGUGGAGACUCUGGCGGGCGAGGUGGGCUGGCGCAGCAUCUUCUUCGCCAACAAAGUCGAGCUGCAAAAGAUGAUCCGGCGCAGCAGGGAAAUGAAGGAACAGGAGGCAAAUAAGGAGAAAGAAGAGAGCAAACUGGAGGUGUCCAGUAGCAGCAGCUCAGACUCCAACCCCUGAGCCCUGAACCUGGUGAUAAUCCUGAGCCAGAUUCCUAAAUGCCGACCAAAAACAUCUUAGAAAGCUAUGAUGCUCUCACUAGGAUUCAGUCAAUCUGUGACGCUGUGGAUAUAUAUGUAGGGGAUCAGACAACCACUUGUGUAUAGAUCCACUCCGCACCCUGUAGCAGACCAUGAGCUGCUGCCUUCAGCGAUCUCCAUCCUCUGCACUGACAUCUUGAGAAGUUUAUAUCCCAGAUAUCUCAGGAAUUUAAGGACCAUACAGCUAAACUAGCACAAUGAAAGUCACUCAGCAUGCAUCAAAAACAAAAGUAAAAGAUAUAUAUAUUUGUGAUCUCUUAACGUAAAAUGUAAUUGAAAAUUAGUUAAAAAAACGGUCAGGAAAUGAGAGACAAAGCGCUACUAGGUUGCAGCUGUAAUAGCUUUCCUCAGUUGCCUGGGUGACACAUUGGGAAAGCUGUCGUCUGCCUGAGACUUGGAGUUGAGCAACUGCUCCUCCAGGUUAAAAAGGCAGUGGUCAUUGAUACUCUGGCAGGGGGAAGGUCUCUGCAGUAUAAGCUUACGGACGCUUUGAUAUAUAUAUAACAACUAUGUGCACUGAAUCGAUGAACCUGGCUGUCUACAGCAAGUUUUCCUGACCCAAGGCUUUGUCCAUGGUCGAGCCAUCACCUCUUUCAUGGAGCAGGCGGCCAUCUUGUCUAUGUUAAAGCACGUCCCAUUUGGAAUUCUAAGUAACCCAUUAGAACAGAAAUAGAUGUAGAGAAACAGGUCCACCUUCAAAAAGCUGCCAUUAAAACCACAAAAAGCCAACCAUAAAAUUUCAAUGAAAAACAAAUAUGGAACAUUGUUCAUAAGCUUUAAUCUUUAAAAACACCAAAAUAACAAUGAAGUUUGGUUUUCUUCAGAAACAACUGUGACAUCACAUUAAUACAGUGCAGUUUUUUUAGAUGGACGUUUUGGUGAAUUGCACAGAUUCUUGACGCAAAAAAGUUUAUUUUCAGGUCUGGCAUUAGCAAUGCCAUCUUUUUUGUUUUUAAACUCUGUAACCCAAGAAUGUUUUAGUCUUUGUUCCAUUAAAAAAAAUAUCAUUUUAUUUUUGACACGUCUUUUUAUACAUUUUUAUUAUUUUUUUUUUGCAAUAAAUAAUUGAAAGAUCAUUUUGUCUCCGCAUGCGACUGGACCUCUGUUCUAGUACCAGUAUAAAAACUCCAC